UCUGUUAUAAUUUUGCAAUAUUUCCAGAGAUUCUGACAAUCAAAAUCAACUACAAUAUCCUUCAUAGAACAGCUGGUUUUAUGGGAGUGGGAUGAGCUUUGAAUAUUCAUAUCCUUAGUUCUCCCUCUUCUUGUGGGUCCUGUUCUUUCCGUAUAUGACAGCCUAAUCUACAGCCUGGAAAAGGUGGAGGUAGCUGCACUAAAAAGCUAUGGUUGAUGGGUUUUCAUGGGUGGGUUCAAGCAACCACAGCUGGUUUUUUUUUUUUUUCCCGCUUCGGUAUAGACCCAUUUCAUUGUUCGUCAGACUCUGUGCAUUCUGCGCUCUGAAAGAGGUUAUCUUGGUUAUACAUUCAGUUAGAUAGAUCUGUGCUUGGUGAAGUUGAGGGGCUGUGGCGAUAAGGAACCGGGGAACCGAGUUUGUAGCAUUUGGGACCGAAAGCGUUUGCUGCGGUCUAUUUGGGGUCUUUCGGAAUUGGGCUCUCUCAGAUCGCAGUGGAGUGGGAGCUAGGUUGUCUAUUAGUUUUGAACUUGAUCGUGCCAUUCAUUGCUUGCUAAUUUAGCUAGGAAUCAGGCGUCCGUUUGGUUUAUGAGGUUUCUUGGAUCUGAGAUCUUAGAUAGGGCGAAGAUGAAAGCAGUGAAGUUGGUACCCCUGGUUCUGGCUAUGAUUCUCUUUAUGGGUCAUGGAUCAUGUGCCUCAUUCACUCCUGUCGAUAACUACUUAAUUGCUUGUGGUUCCUCAAAAAAUGUAACAUUCCAAGAUCGAACUUUUGUUUCUGAUUCAGAGCAUUCUUCACUUGUCCUAAGAAGUGGCAAUUCCAGUGUUGCCAGUUCCAAUUCAACUAUUCCGCCUCCAAUCUACCAAUCUUCCCGAGUUUUCUCAGGCAUGGCUUCUUAUAAAUUUGAAAUUGAGCAGAAAGGUCGGCAUUGGGUCCGCCUCUAUUUUUACCCUCUUCCAAAGUCAGGCGAGAACUUGACCUCUGCCUCCAUGUCUGUAGUCACUGAUAAUUUUGUGCUCUUGAACAACUUCACGUUCAAUAAGUACAAUGGCUCUUAUAUGUUUAAGGAGUACGCAAUCAAUGUGACUUCAGAUACCUUGACUCUCACUUUCGUUCCUUCUAACAAUUCGGUUGCGUUUAUCAAUGCAAUUGAAGUUGUCUCUAUCCCAGAUGAGGUGCUCCCAGACCAGGCGUUGGCUCUAAAUCCCUCUACUCCUUUUAAUGGCCUCUCUGAACUUGCCCUGGAAACUGUUUUCCGGCUAAAUAUGGGGGGUCCUUUACUGACCGCUCAAAAUGAUACCCUUGGAAGGGUUUGGGAGAAUGAUGUUAGGUACCUCCAUGUGAACAGUUCUGCAGAGAGUGUGUCAGUCAGCCCUGCAAACAUAAUGUAUCCAGCUGCGGUCACCCCUGAAACAGCACCUAAUUUGGUUUAUGCCACUGCUGAAACGAUGGGAGACGCAAAUGUACCCAAUGAUAACUUCAACAUAACUUGGGUCUUCUCUGUCGACCCAAACUUCAUGUAUUUUGUUCGGGUACAUUUCUGUGAUAUUGUGAGCAAGUCUCUAAACAAUCUAGUUUUCAAUCUCUUCAUAAAUGACGAUAUUGCUCUUCGUAGUCUUGAUCUAUCAUCUCUUACUGGUAAGUUGGGUGUGCCUUAUUAUAAAGACUUUGUUUCCAACUCAGCAAAUUCACAUACUUUGACUGUGAGUGUUGGUCCGGACACUGUGGCAGACACCACUGAUGCCAUCAUGAAUGGGCUAGAGAUCAUGAGGAUCAGCAAUGAAGUUGGGAGCUUGAAUGGGCUUUUAUCUGUUGAGAGUCUCCUUCCUAGUUCACCCUCAAAGAAGAGCAAUAUAGGAAUAAUAGUUGGUUCUAUCGUAGGAGCUGCAGCUGCAGUUGUACUUGGACUAAUUGGUUUGUGUUAUUGCUGCUUGGUAGCCCGCAAGUCAAAGACUACUCAGCAAGAGCACCCAUGGCUGCCUUUGCCCUUGUAUGGAAACUCUCAGACCAUGACAAAAAUGUCAACAACUUCCCAAAAGAGUGGAACAGCUAGCUGCAUUUCACUGGCUUCCUCCAGUCUUGGCCGGUUCUUCAUGUUCCAAGAAAUUUUGGAUGCAACGAACAAGUUUGAUGAAAAUCUACUUCUUGGUGUAGGUGGUUUUGGCAGGGUUUACAAGGGAACUCUAGAGGAUGGCACAAAAGUGGCUGUUAAAAGAGGGAACCCCAGAUCUGAACAGGGUAUUGCUGAAUUUCGAACUGAGAUCGAAAUGUUAUCCAAGCUCCGCCAUCGUCACCUCGUGUCUCUCAUUGGCUAUUGUGAUGAAAGGUCAGAAAUGAUUCUUGUGUAUGAAUACAUGGCUAAUGGACCCCUCAGGAGCCAUUUGUAUGGAACAGAGCUACCACCUUUAUCAUGGAAGCAACGACUUGAAAUUUGCAUUGGUGCUGCAAGGGGGCUCCAUUAUCUACACACCGGUGCAGCUCAAAGCAUAAUUCACCGAGACGUGAAGACUACCAACAUUCUCUUGGAUGAGACUUUUGUAGCCAAAGUUGCUGAUUUUGGCCUUUCAAAGACCGGUCCGGCUCUGGAUCAGACCCAUGUCAGUACAGCUGUUAAAGGUAGUUUUGGUUACCUUGACCCUGAAUACUUUAGAAGGCAACAGCUUACCGAGAAAUCAGAUGUGUAUUCGUUUGGAGUAGUCCUGAUGGAAGUCCUCUGCACUCGACCGGCUUUAAACCCUGUUCUCCCCAGGGAGCAAGUCAAUAUAGCAGAAUGGGCGAUGAGCUGGCAAAAGAAGGGCAUGUUGGAUCAAAUCAUGGACCCGAAUCUGGUGGGGAAGGUGAAUCCGGCUUCUCUUAAGAAGUUUGGUGAGACAGCUGAGAAGUGCCUGGCUGAGUAUGGGGUUGACAGGCCAUCAAUGGGAGAUGUCUUGUGGAAUCUCGAAUACGCACUUCAGCUUGAGGAGACUUCAUCUGCUCUAAUGGAACCAGAAGAUAACAGCACAAACCACAUUCCUGGAAUCCCAUUAACCCCGCUCGAACCAUUUGAUAACAGCAUAAGUAUGGUUGAUGGAGGGAACUCUGGCACAGAAAAUGACGAAACAGAAGAUGCUGCCACAAGUGCUGUAUUCUCUCAGUUAGUAAAUCCUCGUGGAAGAUGAGAAGAUAUGGCUUUCAUAUUGUUCUGAUCCUUGCCAAGGGAUGUCCUGCGAAAGAAAUUGGCCAUUGGUCAUCUCGGCGAGGAGAGUAACACCAAAGACCACAAGGAAUGAUUGAAGUUGAAGGGUACUUCUAAUUUUCAUGAUUCUGUACUUUUUACCUUAAUUUUUCGUCCAUUUACCUAGUUUGUAAUAUAGUUGAGUGGUGGGUGCCAAUUGAUCCAUCAGAAAUUGCACGGUAAGUACCAUAAAAAAUUGGAUUGUUGUCUUGGUUUGUCUUC
Messenger RNA from Juglans regia (Persian walnut), 3431 nucleotides. Its product is annotated as receptor-like protein kinase THESEUS 1. NCBI's taxonomy places the organism in Eukaryota, Viridiplantae, Streptophyta, Magnoliopsida, Fagales, Juglandaceae. Bases 586 to 3153 code for a protein of 855 amino acids. Gene Ontology annotation, molecular function: transmembrane receptor protein tyrosine kinase activity; ATP binding. Gene Ontology annotation, cellular component: plasma membrane; plasmodesma. Gene Ontology annotation, biological process: protein autophosphorylation. The record is from RefSeq and is a predicted model, not a curated record. The transcript has 2 exons.